AUGGCCAACAAUGGCUUUGGAUCGGGCCUUGAAGGCAUAUCCCAGACUACAAUAACCGUCGUUCUCGUCUUCCUCGCCAUAUCGCUCUACAACGUCAUUGAGCUCAACUUCAUCAUCUUUGGGACCUUCGAACGUCACUCCGGUCUCUACUUUUGGUCAUUCCUCGUCUCAACAUGGGGAAUUGCUGUGUACUGCUGUGGUUUCUUCAUCAAGUACUACGCCUCUUCAGCGCUGGGAUAUCUCGCGUCGACAUUUAUCUCAGUAGGAUGGGUAGCCAUGGUGUCGGGCCAGUCGCUCGUGCUAUGGUCGAGACUGCAUCUCGUUCUGAGGAAUAGAUUCAGACUAAAGGCUGUGCUGUACAUGAUCAUUGUUAAUGGCGUUCUUAUGCAUGGAGCUGUUAUUCCCAUGAUCUAUGGCUCUUUUUCACCGAAUACAAAUAUGUGGAAGCAGCCAUACUCCAUCAUGGAGAAGAUCCAAGUCACCGUCUUCUUCAUACAAGAGAUCAUCAUCUCAUGCUUCUACAUCUACGAAACUGUCAAGAUGAUGCGUCUGGAACGCACAAUGGGCAACAAGCGUGGAAGUCGUCGUCUGAUGAACCAUCUCGUCUACGUCAACAUCCUCAUCAUUCUUCUCGACAUCACCAUCCUCGGCCUUGAGUACGCCAAUCAGUACCAGUACCAAACAUCCUACAAAGCCUUUGUCUACAGCACAAAACUCAAGCUCGAGUUCACUAUUCUUAACCGUCUCGUUGAGAUGACUACAGGUAACAAGGAUGCUAGCUCUGGACCACGGAGUCACACCACUGGUAUGACGACAGGAAACAAGACGAAUAUCGCGCUUGAUACAUUCAUCAGUAAUACUCUUGACAAGCCACCCGGUGAUAUAUCGUAUAGGGCUUAUGUCAUGGGUGGUGAUGAACGACAGGCUCCUCGUCAGACACCCCGUGAUGAUGAAGUUGUCAUGACUACUGAAGUCAUCGUCCAACGGGAAGAGAGAGGAGAGGAUGAUGGUAUGAGCAUGGGCGGAAAGUCAUCGGCUGAAUCUACGAUUGGGACAUCAAAAGGACAUCAUUACGAAAGUGAGGGGUUAUCGAAAUCUUCAUCAGAAAUACAUCUAGCGUCACGAGGCUUUUAA
This is a messenger RNA of Fusarium subglutinans, 1134 nucleotides long. RefSeq lists its product as uncharacterized. NCBI's taxonomy places the organism in Eukaryota, Fungi, Ascomycota, Sordariomycetes, Hypocreales, Nectriaceae. The transcript has a single exon. Bases 1 to 1134 code for a protein of 377 amino acids. The record is from RefSeq and is a predicted model, not a curated record.